AUGUCUUUAAUAGGCCGCCUUGCAACGAAGCAAUCUGCUUGGCUUAAUGGGUUGAUUGCCAGAUCGGCAUGGGCAUCUUUCGCGACUGCAGCUAUAGAUGAAAGUGCUUCACAUCAACCGAGCACAAGCGGGCAAGCAAAACGUAUCCGCAGCAAGGAGCUUAGCGCUGCUUCUGUCGGCGCCUAUUAUUCCCUGGAUCCGGCGGUGUUGCCGGAGGCUGGCCAGGUGUACGCAGGCGCCUUCUACGCCCCGCGCGAGCCCGGCCACGAGCGCCACGGGGGAUGCAAGGCGCUCCAACAGGAGGUGUCUUUGACAGGCACUCAUUCAAUCAUGUAUCGGCCUGUUAUGCAUAAUCUCUUUAACGCCCUCGGCGCUCACGACCGGCACCACCAGCGGCUGCUGCUCAGCGGCCCAGCCGGCUCCGGGAAAUCCAUUGCGCUGGUCGGGCUCGUGGAAUGGGCACGCAGCAGCAACCGCUGGGACACCCUCACUUCGGCACAACAGCUGCUCAAGGGGCUGAUGGAUGCGCACGGACCCAAGCUCAAACAGAUGCCGGUGCUGAGCCUUCUCGAGGAGCAGCAACCGCAGCAGCAGCAGCACCAGCGGCAGCCAGCAGCAGGGGCAGCCGCGUCAGACGGGGCAUUAUCAGCCGAGGCGGAGGCCGCGGCAGCACUGCGGGAGAGCUUUCGGGGUCGUACACUGUAUGACUUAGCAACUGGGGCCCUACGCGGGGAUGACAACGCGCAGUUGGCCGCGGACACGGUUCUGGAGCUGGUACGGCAGCUGAUGGCCGCCUCUUCUGUGGUGCGGGACGGAAAGCCGCAGUCCCCCGUGCUGUUUGCGCUGGACGACUACAACUGCCUGUACGGCGGUACGGACUACGGUUGGUACUCGCCGCGCGAGGAUCCGCGGAGGGCGCGGCGGCGGCCUAUCCACUCGGAUGACCUGGUCCUGGCCUCGGGCUUGCGGCUGAUGGAUACCCCGCAGCUGGGGACCGCAACUGUGGUGGCGGCAACUACCACCUCGUUGUCGCUGCCAGCGCCGCCGGCACCGCCGGCCCUACGGAUGCCGCACACGGAACUACGCGUGCCGGGCUUUAGCGAGGCGGAGGUCCGGAACGCAUUGGCCCAUUACCACGCGACCGGCUACGCCAGCUGCCUGGCUACUUCACGCCAAGCCCGCCAAUUGCACGCCCUUACACAGGGCAAUGCACGGGAGCUGCGGAUGAAUACAAGCACGUUGGGCCUCAAGCUCAGCUAG
This is a messenger RNA of Volvox carteri f. nagariensis, 1260 nucleotides long. RefSeq lists its product as uncharacterized. Gene Ontology annotation, molecular function: structural constituent of ribosome. Gene Ontology annotation, cellular component: mitochondrial small ribosomal subunit. The coding region runs from base 1 to 1260 and encodes 419 amino acids. The transcript has 6 exons. Lineage: Eukaryota; Viridiplantae; Chlorophyta; Chlorophyceae; Chlamydomonadales; Volvocaceae. The record is from RefSeq and is a predicted model, not a curated record.